Protobothrops mucrosquamatus (brown spotted pit viper) is the source of this 3041-nucleotide messenger RNA. It is a transcript of the gene POM121, whose product is annotated as POM121 transmembrane nucleoporin. Gene Ontology annotation, biological process: RNA export from nucleus; protein import into nucleus. Gene Ontology annotation, cellular component: nuclear pore. Lineage: Eukaryota; Metazoa; Chordata; Lepidosauria; Squamata; Viperidae. The coding region runs from base 17 to 3010 and encodes 997 amino acids. Gene Ontology annotation, molecular function: structural constituent of nuclear pore. The record is from RefSeq and is a predicted model, not a curated record. The transcript has 12 exons.
UAUUCACCAUUCUAGCAUGGCCCACAGCCCUGUAACAGUGAAGAUUGCUCGGCCAGAAAGCAACAUUGGCCGUUCUCCACUGUUGGAGCAGUUGGUUUCUCCUGUGGCUUUCUCUUCAGCAUCUAAUACUAUCCUGGAUCCAUGCGCAAAAGAAACUGUCUUGAAUGCUCUCAAAGAGAGCCGGAAGAGAGCUGUGGAGGAAGAAGAGGAGGAGCAGAACUUUCCAAGUGGUCAGGAGAACAAGAAGAGGCGCCAUGAUAGUACGGGAAGUGGUCAUUCUGCAUUUGAGCCCUUGGUGGCCAAUGGAGCACCUGCAUCUCUUGUGCCCAAGCCUGGCUCUCUGAAGCGGGGACUUGCUUCUUCCCACUGCCUAGAAGAUUGCUCCUCCAAGAGAUCGCGCACUUCUUCCCUCAGUUCUGUGAACAGUCUGUAUGUGGGUGGUAUACCGAGCUCUCUCCGCAAUGCUAUUGCCAGCUCAUACAGCUCCACCAGAGGUCUCUCACAGCUAUGGAAGAGAACGGGACCAAGUUCCUCUCCUCUUUCCAGCCCAGCAUCCUCUCGGUCUCAAACACCUGAAAGGCCUAACAAGAAAGCAAGAUAUCCCAGCUCCAACAUCACUGAAGAAGAGCCUCAGAAAUCCAACUUGCAAAUGCCUGUGACAGCAGACAAAGAGAUGCAGGAAGAGAAGAUUUCAGACUCGCCCUUGAAGAAUAAAUGCAACUUUGUGAGUUCACCGUCUUCAUCAGGAAGCAAUGGCAAGCGGAAGCGGAAGAUUCAGCUACUUUCAGCUCAUCAUGGAGAUAAUUUUGCCUUGCCUCCACCACCUCAGCUGGGCUAUACAGUCACCCCAGAAGACUUGGAUGCAGAGAAGAAAGCAACACUACAGUGGUUCAACAAAAUCUUAGAAGAAAACAUUGAUUCCACCCCAAGCCCACCCGUGGAGACUACCUCUUCAUCUCAAACUUUGAACUUUUCAUUGAUGUCCACCAAACCAACACCUGUGUCAUUGCCCAUCUCUACUGCCGCAACCAAUCCUCUUCUGGAGAGCCUGAAGAACAUGCAAGAAGGAAAGGGCUCUUCGGCACAAGCAGCCAAGGCAGUUCCAGGGACUAAAGGGAGUCCUCAGAUACCAGCCUUCUCUGCCUCGCUGGAUUUGAGCUCCUCUGUGCCGAUGACAUCCCCCGAGGCACCUAAGCCUCUGGCACUCAACGUACCUGUUCCCCUGUCCACUGCUUCUCCUUCUUCAGGCACUUCCCUGCCCACCAGUAGCACAGGCAAUUUGGUGACAGCUUCUUCUGAGUCGGGCCACACUCCAUCCAGGCCCUCGUCUGCGCCAAAACCCAGCAUCCUCUUUGGGAUCCUCACCAGUCCUCCAGUCGACAAGCCCUCAGCUGCAACAACGCCAUCUUCUUCUGCGCCCGGCACGGUGCCUAUUUUCAAACCAGUGUUUGGCAGCCCAGCAAAAAGUGAGAACUUUAGCUUCUCCCCAAGUAGCACCAUUGUGGUUUCUGCCACUGCGCAAUCUGUGCCUUCUUUGGCACCUCCUGUUGCUCCCAGCAGCACAUUCAAGCCCAUCUUUGGGCCACUGUCCACACCAGCAACUGCUAUCCUGCCCACAACCACAUCAUCUUCUCCCUUCACAUUCAGUCAGGCCCCUCAGGCAGCAGCAGCAGCAUCUGGCCUUCCUGCCAUUAAUGCCUCAAGCAAUCUAGGGCUCCCUGUUCUCUCAGAAGCCACUGCUGCCACCUCAGUGUCACCCCCUGGAACAGCAAGUGUGACGUUUGUCUCCAUGAGCAAACCUGUGUUCAGUUUUGGGCCGGGCAUUCCAUCCUCUGCCACUGCCCCCGGCAACAGCAGCAGCAGCAGCAGCACUCCUGCCACUGUUGUCUCCACAUUGGCAUCCCAGCCCUUGCUGUUUGGGGCUGCACCCAGUGCCAGCACAGCUGCCAUGCCUCUUUUCCAGUUUGGCAAGCAAGCUACUUCUACAGGCGCCACUGUCAAUCUCUUGGCACCCUCCAGCACCACUGUUACUGCUGCUGCCACAACCACAACCAAUACUGGCUUCAGCAUUUUCAGUGGCGGCAGCAGCAGUUCCACACAGGCUUCUUCAGCACCAUCAGCCACCACACAGGGUCCGCUGACCUUUGGGUCUUGCACCUCUGCAUUCAGCAGUACCUUUGGGGCCGCCUCAAAACCACCCCCUCCAUACCCUGCAGUUACAAGCCAGCUGGCUUUUGAUGCAGGUGUCCCUGAGGGCCAGCAGGCAGCUCUCAAGCCACCGGCUGCAGGACCACUGAACUUUGGGACUCCUUUCAGCUUCACUGGCUCAGUAGCCCAACCUGCAGCCCAGCCAGCAUUUGGUAGCUCUACGCAGACCCCUUUUGGAGGGUCUGGCCCUUUGGCAUCUUUUGGAGCCAAAAAUACAUCCCAGCCGGCAUUUGGAGUUGCAUCGUCCAUCUUUUCUUUUGGGACAGCCACCACAUCCAGCACUCAGACUACAAGCAGCAGCACAGGAAGCUCUGUGUUUGGAGGUUCAACCCCAGCUCCAUUCACCUUUGGGGUAUCGAAUCCCCAAGGUGUAGCGGGCAGUGCUUUUGGCGUUGGUGCCAGUGCUACAGGCACAGGCGUGCCCACGGUUGGAUUUGGUUUCGGCAGUGGGCAGAGCGGAGCUGCAGACGGAGUGACACCCUUUGGAACUUCCUUGGCACAAAACCCUCUGGGUACCCAGAACCAAAACUCUGCCUUUGCUUUCAACAUCCCAAGUACACCUGAGAGCAAGCCAGCAUUCGGAGGAACUCCCACGCCUACAUUUGGGCAAAGUACUACUCCAGGUGGUGGCACAGUAGGGAGCUGCAACCUUUCCUUUGGAACACCCAUCACCCCCACCUUUGGAGGAGUGACACCUACUGCUUUUGGGCCAGCAAUACCCACCUUCUCCAUUGGAGCAGGAUCCAAGACAGGAACCCGCCAACGGCUGCAGGCCCGGAGGCAGCAUACUCGUAAAAAGUAACCAGGAGCAGCUUCCUGCCUGGAUUUCAACU